AUACUCUAAGUAAAUGUUUCAGUCGAAGUGGUUAGGGUUCUCAAUCGUUUCAAUGGCAAACGCAACUGGUGAUACAGGGUCGACUUCGUUGAACUCGAAUGACGAAGAGAUGAAUAUAUUCCUGAAGGUCGUGAAAACAGUGGCCUUAAAGGUGAAGAAGUCAGAGAGAAUUAAAGAUAUUAAAGCUAAGUUCCAGGAAAGGGAAGGCAUUACGGGAAAGAUUCAAGGUCUCUUCUUUGAUGGGAAUGAACUUAAGGACAAUCAAACACUGGUUGAUUAUGCUGUCCAGAGGAACUCAACCCUCCAUCUGUUUCUUCAAAGUGCAGUUGGAAUGAAAUUAUUUGUCAGGCUACCACCAAACCAGAGAACCAUAGUACUUGGAGUAGACAAACAGGAUUUCGUCCAAAACAUCAAGGCUAUGAUUCAGGAACAGGAGGGGAUCUCACAGAACUGUUUCACACUAAUCUAUUCUGGAAGAAAACUUGAAGAUAACUGGACUCUGGCUGCUAACAACAUCCAUAAUGAAGCAACCUUGCAAUUGGUUUUUAAUCCAAGAGAUAUGAUAACAAUAUCUGUGAAAACAUCUUGUGUGCAGACCAUGAGGCUUGAAGUGAAGAUGUUGUAUACAAUCCAUGAUGUCAAAUCAAUAGUCGAGUGCAUGAGUGGCAUCCCUAUUUACAAACAGAAGUUUAUUUAUGCUGGACAGCAGCUUGUAGAUGGCCAGACUUUGGUUUAUUAUGACAUCACUGAAGAGUCUGUAAUAGAGAUGUUACCUCCCUCAUUUCAGAUAUUUGUCAAGACAUGGAGUGGAAAGAUCAUUACACUUGAAGUUGAGAGUUCCAAUACUGUCAAGGAUGUUAUGGCAAAGAUUAAUCAAAAGCUUGGGGGUUCAACCUCUCAGCAGCGCCUUCAAUUUGCUGGAAGACGGCUUGAGGAGGACACAAGCCUGGGCAGCUACAUGAUCCAGAAGGAUUCCACUCUGAAUCUGGUUAUAUCACCUUCAGUUCGUUGUUGUAGUCAAAUCACCAUAUAUGUCAAGGCAUCAAAUGGGAAACCCGUUACAAUGCUAGUAGAUCGCUUAAAUACUAUACAUGAAGUGAAGGCUAUGAUCCGACACAGCAUGGGACUUGUACCAACUAUGCUCAUCUAUAAAGGAUUGAAACUAAGCGAUUCAAGUACUCUGUUAGCCUAUGGGAUUCAGAACAACUCAAAACUAACAUUUCAUGCUAUGCACUCUUAGUGAGGAUUCCUGCAGUCUCCUGCUGUCCUUUUUGGUUCCCAUAUCUUGGUUUCAGAAGACGCGCGUUAUAGAUCCACUCAUUCCCUACUCCAUACAAUAGCUAGAAUAUGAUGGCUGUGGGCACUUUG
Telopea speciosissima is the source of this 1368-nucleotide messenger RNA. Its product is annotated as polyubiquitin-like. The record is from RefSeq and is a predicted model, not a curated record. NCBI's taxonomy places the organism in Eukaryota, Viridiplantae, Streptophyta, Magnoliopsida, Proteales, Proteaceae. Gene Ontology annotation, biological process: protein ubiquitination; modification-dependent protein catabolic process. Gene Ontology annotation, molecular function: ubiquitin protein ligase binding; protein tag activity. The coding region runs from base 14 to 1240 and encodes 408 amino acids. The transcript is spliced from 2 exons. Gene Ontology annotation, cellular component: nucleus; cytoplasm.